Messenger RNA from Phytophthora nicotianae INRA-310, 303 nucleotides. RefSeq lists its product as hypothetical. Bases 1 to 303 code for a protein of 100 amino acids. NCBI's taxonomy places the organism in Eukaryota, Oomycota, Peronosporomycetes, Peronosporales, Peronosporaceae. The transcript has a single exon. The record is from RefSeq and is a predicted model, not a curated record.
AUGCGACUCAGUUUCUUAUUUCUGGUGAUUGUCGCCAUUCUUUUCGUGAACAGCGAGGCGCGUUCACUCCGUCAAGGCUCGUCGAAGCGUUUCGCAUCAAACAAUGAUGCUGAGUCCGAAGAAAGAGUGAUACGUGUCCGCAAUCCAUUAAACGAAGCGGUUACUACAGCUGAAAGCGUGGCUCUCAAGGCGUCAAAGUGGGAUAAGUUCCGCAACAAGCUGGCCAAAUUCCUUCUUCCAGACACGAGCGACUAUAAAAUAGUGUACAACAACGGCCGAUGGAGAUCCGAGAAGACCUUUUAA